Messenger RNA from Eruca vesicaria subsp. sativa (arugula), 2579 nucleotides. The record is from the annotation of a GenBank genome assembly. NCBI's taxonomy places the organism in Eukaryota, Viridiplantae, Streptophyta, Magnoliopsida, Brassicales, Brassicaceae.
AUGGGUCACUGUUGUUUUCUACUCAGAGUUUUUGGUUUCCGCUUCAGACUUAAUCACUGUACAAGCUUUUGUCUUAGCAAUAUUCGCGUCUUGUUUCGUGUUCUGGAUGAUAAAGUUGAAAUGCACCGGGUUGCAAGUUCCGGGAGUAAUGGCGGUUCUGUCCGCGCUCGCAAAGAGAAGAAGCUUACCUAUGUCUUAAACGAUGCCAACGACGCAAAGCACUGUGCUGGCGUAAAUUGCUUGGAUGUGUUGGAGUCGUCUGCUUCUAGUGAUCAGAGUUUUCUCUUCACUGGAAGUCGUGAUGGUACUCUCAAGAGGUGGGCAUUCGAUGAGGAUGCGCCCUUUUGCUCUGCUACGUUCGAGUCUCAUGUUGAUUGGGUGAAUGACGCUGCUUUGGUUGGUGAUAGCACUCUUGUUUCUUGUUCUUCAGACACUACGGUCAAGACCUGGGACAGCUUAUCAGAUGGAGUUUGUACGAGGACUCUCCGUCAGCACUCUGACUAUGUUACUUGUUUGGCAGUUGCGGCAAAUAAUAGCAAUGUUGUUGCAUCUGGUGGCCUUGGCGGGGAGGUUUUUAUAUGGGAUAUUGAAGCUGCUUUAUCACCAGUUACGAAAGCUAAUGAUUCAACGGAAGAUAGUUCCUCAAAUGGUGCGAAUGGUCUUGGUAACUCACAACCCGUUGCAAGUUUAAGAAAUGUUGGUUCCAGCAAUAACAUCUCUGUGCAGUCAUCACCAUCCCGCGGGUACGCACCAACAGUUGCAAAAGGCCAUAAGGAGUCCGUCUAUGCUUUGGCGAUGAAUGAUACAGGGACGACGCUUGUCUCUGGUGGAACAGAGAAGGUUUUACGUGUCUGGGACCCUAGAACUGGUUCAAAAAGUAUGAAGCUGAGGGGGCAUACGGAUAAUGUCAGAGUGUUGCUUCUGGACUCAACUGGCAGGUUUUGCUUGUCUGGGUCCUCUGAUUCUAUGAUAAGACUUUGGGAUCUAGGUCAGCAGCGAUGUGUUCAUACCUAUGCGGUGCAUACAGAUUCUGUUUGGGCGCUUGCAUGCACUCCAUCAUUUAAUCAUGUUUAUAGCGGUGGAAGAGACCAAUCUUUAUACUUGACAGACUUGGGAACAAGAGAUAGCGUUUUGCUGUGCACUAAGGAACAUCCGAUUCAGCAAUUAGCUUUGCAAGAUGAUAGCAUAUGGGUUGCAACAACAGACUCCUCUGUAGAGAAAUGGCCCGCCGAAGUACAGAGUCCUCAAAAGGUCUUUCAACGAGGUGGCUCUUUCUUGGCUGGGAAUUUGUCUUUUAAUAGGGCGAGAGUGUCCUUGGAAGGACUAAAUCCACCCCCUGCCUACAAGGAGCCGUCAAUAACUAUUCCUGGAAGCCACCCGAUUGUGCAGCAUGAGAUUUUGAAUAAUAAAAGGCAGAUUUUAACCAAGGACGCAGGUGACUCAGUGAAACUAUGGAAUAUAACUAAGGGUGUUGUGAUAGAGGACUUCGGGAAGAUAUCAUUUGAAGAGAAGAAAGAAGAACUAUUCGAAAUGGUAAGCAUUCCAUCAUGGUUUACUGUGGACACACGACUUGGAUGCUUAUCCGUACAUCUUGAGACUCCACAAUGCUUCUCUGCUGAGAUGUAUUCAGCAGACCUCAAAGUUUCCGGGCGACCUGAAGAUGAUAAGAUUAAUCUAGCCCGUGAAACACUGAAAGGCCUGAUGGGUCAUUGGCUGGCAAAGAAGAAGCACAAACCAAAACCCCAACCUUCUACCUCUGGAGAUAUUCUAUCCGUAAAAGAUACCAAAAAGAAUCUGACUGCAUCCAAAAGUGAAGACAGCAGUGCUGCGAAUGAUCCGGUGUAUCCUCCAUUUGAGUUUCCUUCUGUCUGCCCUCCGUCCAUCAUUACUGAGGGUUCUCAAGGAGGUCCUUGGAGGAAGAAGAUAACUGAGUUUACCGGAACUGAAGAUGACAAGGACUUCCCAUUGUGGUGCCUGGAUGCCGUUUUGAACAAUCGCCUUCCACCUAGAGAAAACACAAAAUUAAGCUUCUUCCUGCAUCCAUGUGAAGGCUCAAAUGUGCAGGUGGUCACUCUAGGGAAACUUAGUGCACCCCGGAUCUUAAGAGUUCACAAGGUUACCAAUUACGUUGUGGAAAAGAUGGUCCUUGACAGUCCGUUGGAUAGUUUAGCUAUUGAUGGAGCAAGUGUUUCAGGAGGAACACAGCCUCUGUUUGCAGGAAAUGGACUGUUACCGUCUGGAUCAAAGCCUUGGCAGAAACUCAGACCUUCCAUUGAGAUCUUAUGCAACAACCAGGUCUUAGCUCCAGAGAUGAGUUUGGCGACUGUGCGGACAUACAUAUGGAAGAAACCUGAGGAUCUAAUCCUCAACUACAGAGUGGCUAUAGCUAGAUAACUUUUUGAGGUAAAUUACUCAAAGAAGGUGCAAAACUCAUGAUAAUGCAUUAUGUCGAGAUAAAGUUUGUGGAACAGCACUCUCAGGCUCCAUCUACGUGAUGGUUUUGUUAACUUGAGAGAUGAUUUCAUUUUUAGGUAUUUUCAUAGAGAAUUGACCUUUAAAAAAGCCUUGGUAGAUUUUUC